AUGGAGAAGUGGAAAACAGCGUUAGAUAAAUCUAUUCCUUUGUUUUUGCAUGGAUUAGAAGAUGAUAGUGAAGACUUUGCUGUUCUGCUGAAGAAACCAGGUGACAGUAGCUCCCGUUAUAUUCUAAAAUUGCCAAACUUUCCAAAAACUAUAGAAGAAAUGGUUAUUGUUCGAUUUUGGUUAGAACAACUUUUCAACUGCGCUUUUGAAUAUGCCAAAUUUGAAAAUAUUAUGUUUAAUCCAGAAAUGAUCUCUUUAUUAUUUGAUGAUGACAAAACAAUUCUUAAACAAUUUCAUAUUCAAACGGCCUCUAUGGACACCAGCAAUGUUACAAUUGAAAAUUUUUUGAAAUUUGGGUUAAAUCGUCUUGCAAUAUGCCACAAAUUCUCCCUCAGUUUCAACAAGGGCGAUCUUUUAGAGCAACAUACUGAUAUUUUAUUCAAUCUUAUAAUAAAUGAAGGAAAUAAAUUACCUCGAGUUUCUUUGCCGAUUUGUGAUGAUUCUUUAAGGCUUUAUAAUCUUGUUAUUGAAUAUGUAACAACAUCUCAAGAUUGUUCAAAAAUGGUGCCUGUUAUUGCCUUACUUUAUGAUUCACUCGAAAAUUUUAAAUUGCCCGAGAGAGCAGAAAAUGUUGAAAAUAAUACACUGAUGUAUGGUUUAAAAACUACAAAAUAUGAAAUUUCCAAUAUUUAUGAUCCAAAAGUGAAAUUUUUAUUUGAAAAUAAUGAGGAUUUUGAAUUUACUUAUGUUUUUAUCAUAAACAUGGACAAGUGUUUAGAUUUUGAUAAGGAAAUGUUUAAUUUUUAUGAUUAAUAUAAAUAUUAUUUAAAUUUUCUUUAAACUUGGGUAGCACCCCGAGACUUCGGGGGCGGAAUCGUCGAGGAUAGGGGUUUCCUUGGGUAGAGCCGUCGGGGUUCGGGUCGGGGUUUUUGCCUAAAAAUUCGUCGGGGCUUCAGAGGUCGGGUCGGCAUUUUGCCCGCAUGGGGGCGGGGUCAUCGAGGAUCGGGAUUUGUUUGUGUAGAGCCGUCGGGGUACGGGUCUGGGUUUUUGCCUAAAAAUACGUCGGAGGUCGGUUUCGGGGGAUGG
Meloidogyne enterolobii is the source of this 1086-nucleotide messenger RNA. Lineage: Eukaryota; Metazoa; Nematoda; Chromadorea; Rhabditida; Meloidogynidae. The record is from the annotation of a GenBank genome assembly.